UCCUCCGGUCCCGGUAACCUUCCGGUCCUUUGCCCGGUAACCCUCCGGUCCGCUGCCCGGGAAUGCCGGGGAAACCGGAGGCUCAGACCGGCUUCAUGUCACUCUGACCGGGAUCAUGUCCUCCAGGACGCCGCUGCCCACCGUCAGAGAGCGGGACGGAGACACGCAUGCCUCAGCAGACGAUGGUCGUGUUACCGUGGCAACCCGCUCCGCCCGCAGUAAAGCGUCGUCGGCCGCAGACGAGACGCCGCACGUCGGAAACUACCGACUGCUGAAAACCAUCGGGAAGGGAAACUUCGCUAAAGUGAAGCUAGCACGACACAUCAAGACAGGAAAAGAGGUGGCGAUAAAGAUCAUCGAUAAGACUCAACUGAACCCGACGAGCCUGCAGAAGCUCUUCAGAGAAGUCAGAAUAAUGAAGAUCUUAAAUCAUCCAAAUAUUGUGAAGCUGUUUGAGGUGAUAGAGACAGAGAAGACGGUGUACCUGGUGAUGGAGUACGCUAGUGGAGGUGAGGUGUUUGAUUACCUGGUAGCUCACGGGAGGAUGAAGGAGAAGGAGGCCAGAGCCAAAUUCAGACAGAUAGUGUCUGCGGUUCAGUACUGCCACCAGAGACGCAUCGUCCACCGAGACCUGAAGGCAGAGAACCUCCUCCUGGAUGCAGACAUGAAUAUAAAGAUAGCAGACUUCGGCUUCAGUAAUGAGUUCACUGUCGGUGGGAAACUGGACACGUUCUGCGGUUCUCCUCCGUAUGCAGCUCCCGAACUCUUCCAGGGGAAGAAGUACGACGGUCCAGAGGUGGAUGUUUGGAGUCUGGGAGUGAUUCUCUACACGCUGGUCAGCGGCUCGCUGCCGUUUGAUGGACAGAACCUGAAGGAGCUGAGGGAACGUGUUCUGCGAGGGAAGUACCGGAUCCCCUUCUACAUGUCGACCGACUGUGAGAACCUGCUGAAGCGUUUCCUGGUUCUGAACCCGGGGAAGCGAGGAACCCUGGAGCAAAUCAUGAAGGACCGCUGGAUCAACUCCGGCUACGACAGCGACGCCCUGAAGCCGUUCCUGGAGCUGGAGCAGGACCUCAGAGACCAGAACACCAUCGAGCGGAUGGUGGCGAUGGGCUACAGCAGGGAGAAGAUCAACGAUUCGCUCACCAACAGGAAGUACGAUGACAUCACGGCCACCUACCUGCUGCUGGGACGCCGCUCUGCUGAGGUCAGCGUCGCCGUGGUAACAGCAGGUUCAGCUUCCUGUCGUAGAUCAGCUGUAGUAACGCCGUGUCUCCUGCAGGUGGAGCCUCGGCCGACCGGCAGCAGCCCGUCUCCUGCGCGCCUCCUGGGCCAGCGCGCCUCCUCCUCCAAGCAGAAGAGGAGCAGCGACCACGGGUCUUCGGCCGCCCCCCCCAGGAGGAGUCACAUGGCUACAGAGGAGGUGAAGCAGGAGGUGGGGGGUCACAGCAGGAGGUCCAGUCCGGUGGAGGGGGGCAGUCCUCUCCUGGGGAACGCCAACAACCCCAACAUGUCCGACAUCCCAGAGCGCAGGAAGAAGUCCGCCGCUCCGGCCGGUUCCAGCAUGACGAGGAGGAACACCGUCUGCAGCGAGAGGAACUCUGCGGUCCAGAACGGGAAGGAGACCAGUGUACCAGCCACGCCCCCCCAGCGCUCGGUGGGCGGAGCCUCGACCCACAGUGUGAGUUCCCCUCCAGACCGCGGUCGGUUCCCUCGAGGUUCUGCCAGUCGCAGCACGUUCCACGGAGGCCAGCUCAGAGAACGCCGCUCGGCCACCUACAACGGGUCACAUGACCAGUCACGGGCCAGGGGGGCCAACUUCCUGUUCUCCAAACUCACCUCCAGACUGAGCCGCAGUCGGCCAGUGUCUGAUCAGAGGGAGGAGCCUGCGUCUCCUGCAUCUCCUGCACCUCCUGCGUCUCCUGCACCUCCUGCGUCUCCUGCGCCUCCUGCGUCUCCUGCGUCUCCUCCCCAGCAGAAGGAGUCGAAGCCUCGCUCCCUGCGCUUCACAUGGAGCAUGAAGACCACGUCGUCUCUGGAGCCGGCCGACAUGAUGAAGGAGAUCCGGAAAGUUCUGGACGCCAACAACUGCGACUACGAGCAGCGCGAGAACUUCCUGCUGCUCUGUGUCCAUGGCGACGGCCACGCCGACAGCCUCGUCCAAUGGGAGAUGGAGGUGUGCAAACUGCCCCGCCUCUCGCUCAACGGCGUCAGAUUCAAACGGAUCUCUGGAACGUCAAUCAACUUCAAAAACAUCGCCUCCAAGAUUGCUGAUGAACUCAAACUGUAGAGACAGACGGAGAGAGAGAGAUGGGUAGAGAGAGAGAGACGGGUGGAGAGAGAGAGACGGGUGGAGAGAGAGAGAGACAG
Molecule: messenger RNA, 2370 nt
Organism: Scomber japonicus (chub mackerel)
Lineage: Eukaryota; Metazoa; Chordata; Actinopteri; Scombriformes; Scombridae
Product: MAP/microtubule affinity-regulating kinase 3-like
Exons: 17
Coding region: 116-2290 (724 amino acids)
Biological process (GO): intracellular signal transduction; protein phosphorylation
Cellular component (GO): cytoplasm; plasma membrane
Molecular function (GO): protein serine/threonine kinase activity; ATP binding
Source: RefSeq, a predicted model, not a curated record